CGGGACCCGGUCCGGGACUUUCCGUUCGAGCUCAGCCCAGAGGCUCCUGAAGGCAGCCCGCCCGGACCCUGGGUCCUGCACCGCGGCCGCAAAAAGGCCACAGGCAGCCUAGUGUCCAUAUUCGUGUACGACGUGAAGCCUGGCGCUGAAGAGCAGACCCAGGUGGCCAAAGCUGCCUUCAAGCGCCUCAAAACUCUCCGGCACCCCAACAUCCUGGCCUAUAUCGAUGGGCUGGAGACAGAAAAGUGCCUCCAUGUAGUGACAGAGGCUGUGACCCCACUGGGAAUGUACCUCAAGGCUCGAGUGGAUGCUGGUGGCCUGAAGGAGCAGGAGUUGUCCUGGGGGCUACACCAGAUAGUGAAAGCCCUCAGCUUCUUGGUCAACGACUGCAACCUUAUCCACAAUAAUGUCUGUAUGGCUGCUGUGUUUGUGGACCGAGCUGGCGAGUGGAAACUUGGGGGCCUGGAUUACAUGUACUCAGCCCAGGGCAAUGGUGGGGGACCACCCCGCAAGGGGAUCCCUGAACUUGAGCAGUAUGACCCCCCGGAAUUGACUGACAACAGCGGCAGAGCGGUCAGAGAGAAGUGGUCAGCAGACAUGUGGCGCUUGGGCUGCCUCAUCUGGGAAGUCUUCAAUGGGCCUCUACCUCGGGCGACUGCCCUUCGCAAUCCUGGGAAGAUCCCCAAAUCCCUGGUGCCCCAUUACUGUGAACUGGUGGGAGCUAACCCUAAGGUGCGUCCCAACCCAGCCCGCUUUCUGCAGAACUGCCAGGCACCUGGUGGUUUCAUGAACAACCGUUUUGUGGAGACCAACCUCUUCUUGGAAGAGAUUCAGAUCAAAGAGCCGGCCGAGAAGCAAAAAUUCUUCCAAGAGUUGAGCAAGAGCCUGGACUCAUUCCCUGAGGAUUUCUGUCGGCACAAGGUGCUGCCCCAGCUGCUGACUGCCUUCGAGUUUGGCAACGCUGGGGCUGUGGUCCUCACACCCCUCUUCAAGGUGGGCAAGUUCCUCAGUGCUGAGGAGUAUCAGCAGAAGAUCAUUCCUGUGGUGGUCAAGAUGUUCUCAUCCACCGACCGCGCCAUGCGCAUCCGCCUCCUGCAGCAGAUGGAGCAGUUUAUCCAAUACCUUGAUGAGCCGACAGUCAACACCCAGAUCUUUCCCCAUGUUGUACAUGGCUUUCUGGAUACCAACCCUGCCAUCCGGGAGCAGACUGUCAAGUCCAUGCUGCUCCUGGCCCCAAAGCUAAAUGAAGCCAACCUCAACAUGGAGCUCAUGAAGCACUUUGCCCGGCUGCAGGCCAAGGAUGAACAGGGCCCAAUCCGCUGCAACACCACGGUCUGCCUGGGAAAAAUUGGCUCCUACCUCAGUGCCAGUACCAGACACAGAGUCCUCACCUCCGCCUUCAGCCGGGCCACUAAGGACCCAUUUGCACCAUCCCGGGUUGCGGGUGUUUUGGGCUUUGCUGCCACCCACAACUUCUACUCAAUGAACGACUGUGCCCACAAGAUCCUGCCUGUACUGUGUGGCCUCACUGUGGACCCUGAAAAAUCUGUGCGGGACCAGGCCUUCAAGGCCAUUCGAAGCUUCCUGUCCAAACUGGAGUCUGUGUCUGAGGAUCCCACCCAGUUGGCAGAAGUGGAGAAGGAUGUCCAUGCAGCUUCCAGCCCUGGGAUGGGAGGAGCUGCAGCCAGCUGGGCAGGCUGGGCUGUGACUGGAGUCUCCUCACUUACCUCUAAAUUCAUCCGCGCACACCCCAUGGCUACACAGGCUGAGACCAAUGUGCCCCAGAGACCAAUGCCUGAGGACCGCUGGGAGACACAGGAGGACAAGGACACAACAGAGGAUAGCAGUACUGCUGACAGAUGGGAUGAUGAGGACUGGGGCAGCUUGGAGCAGGAGGCUGAGUCUGUGUUGGCCCAGCAGGAUGACUGGAGUACCAGGGGCCAAGCAAGCAUAGCUGGACAGGUCAGCCCCCCAGAACACAAAUCUCCUGAGUCAGACUGGAGCAACUGGGAAGCUGAAGGCUCCUGGGAGCAGGGCUGGCAGGAGCCCAGCUCCCCAGAGCCACCCCCUGAAGGCACAAGAUUGGCCAGCGAGUAUAACUGGGGUGGCCCAGAGUCCAACGACAAGGGUGACCCCUUCGCUGCCCUGUCUGUGCGUUCUAGUACCCAGCCCAGGCCAGAAUCGGACUCAUGGGGUGAGGACAACUGGGAGGGCCUGGAGACUGAGAGCCGACAGGUCAAGGCCGAGCUGGCACGGAAAAAGCGUGAGGACCGGCGGAGGGAGAUGGAGGCCAAACGCGCAGAGAAGAAGGCAGCCAAGGGCCCCAUGAAGCUGGGAGCACGAAAGCUGGACUGAACUUCUGGGGUAGCCCUCCCAGCCAUGGAGAGCAGGCCCCGCGGAUGUAUUUAUUGUACAAACCAUGUGAGCCCGGCUGGCCUGGCCAGGCACAUCUCAUGUGUACAUAAUCAGAGCCACAAUAAAUUCUAUUUCACACCCCUG
Messenger RNA from Ictidomys tridecemlineatus (thirteen-lined ground squirrel), 2499 nucleotides. RefSeq names its product SCY1 like pseudokinase 1 (gene Scyl1). Lineage: Eukaryota; Metazoa; Chordata; Mammalia; Rodentia; Sciuridae. The record is from RefSeq and is a predicted model, not a curated record. Gene Ontology annotation, biological process: protein phosphorylation. Gene Ontology annotation, molecular function: ATP binding; protein kinase activity.